AUGAAGCUACUUUUCAUCUUUAUUAUUACCUGGUUGGCUGUUGCACAAGCACAACAAGCACCAGACAAUAUUGGCUUAAUGAACGGCAACUCGGUUGCUAUUCCAGAUGACAAUCCUAGCUCAUCAGAAUAUUCCAAAUUUGCCGACAUCUUACAAGAUUUAGGCGGAAAAGAAAAAGCUAAACGCCUUGGCUAUAGCUUAAUUUCUUACAAUAUCAAAUGCACUUUUGAAUCAUCGUAUUGUCGAUGGAGAAAUGGUGCCAAUAAUGACUUUAACUGGAAGCGUGUUAAACUACCUCAAACAUCGAAGGAAAAUUCAGGAUUUCCCAUAAUUGGUAAAAGAGACUUCCAUAUCAGGACAGAUACGACUUAUGCAAAGGAGUAUCGUACUAGGGCAAGACUAGUUAGCAAAGUUCUACCUCAAAAAUUUCCAAUCUGUCUCCAAUUUUGGUACCAUAUGGAGUCAACCGAUGAAUCGUCAGGACUUCGCGUUUACAUACGACCAUCCGGUGGCAAACUGGUAAAACUGUGGGAUAAAAAAGGCGAUCAGGGCCAACACUGGAAGUUUGCUCAAAUUCAAAUUGAAUCUAAUAUCAAUUAUAAGAUCAUAUUUGAAAGCUUCCGAGGAAAGGCGAAAUCUUCCAAAAUCUCAAUCGAUACAAUCAACUACAGGAAGCGAUCUUGCGAACUUUGUGCACCCUUUUAUGGUGUCAAUAAAACAGAAACAUCAGCAUUUGGUAAUCAGGAGGAUUUGGAGCAAAAAUUAUCGGAAACUUUCGCAUUUAUACGUGCUAUUGGUGGUCAUUGCGAAGAAUAUGCAUUGAAAGCUAUUUGCUAUCAUAACUUCGCGCCAUGUGCAGGAGUUAAUUACAAACGGUUGAUAUGUAAAGAAGAAUGUCAAGCUUUAAUGAGUGAUUAUCGAUUAUGCAAGGCUCAAUUUGAUUCACUGAAGGCCGAUCCUGGUUUCAAUAAUCAGCUAUUGCCUUUGGAUUGCUACAAUUUGCCUACAAUGAAAGAAAAAUUUAGCAAGUGUACCAAACUAAGUAUCCCAGAUGCCUAUCUUACCAAAAGAAGAUGUAAUGUUAAACUAUGUAUUAAAGAAUAUCAAACGGAUUCCAAAAAAGUCGUCACACCAGGGCAAUAUUGCCACAUUAUUCGGACAUUCCUAGCUUGUGUCAAGUCAUAUAAAAGUGUUUGCUAUAAUGAUCCUGAAUAUUUUUUAGCAAAAACAAUUGCUGAUAACCUGGACAAACAAAUUCCAAUCAUUUUCGGUUCAAGAUGUCAAGAAAGCUAA
Molecule: messenger RNA, 1293 nt
Organism: Trichoplax adhaerens
Lineage: Eukaryota; Metazoa; Placozoa; Uniplacotomia; Trichoplacea; Trichoplacidae
Exons: 8
Coding region: 1-1293 (430 amino acids)
Cellular component (GO): membrane
Molecular function (GO): protein binding
Source: RefSeq, a predicted model, not a curated record